This is a messenger RNA of Schistosoma haematobium, 1733 nucleotides long. RefSeq lists its product as uncharacterized. The transcript has a single exon. The record is from RefSeq and is a predicted model, not a curated record. The coding region runs from base 437 to 1315 and encodes 292 amino acids. NCBI's taxonomy places the organism in Eukaryota, Metazoa, Platyhelminthes, Trematoda, Strigeidida, Schistosomatidae.
GAUCUGCUCUGAUUCGGAAGCUGGUAUCUUGUUCUGGACUCAAGUGGAAGGGCUCGUAGGACAUAGGACCAAUAAGGACACUAAACUGCCCACACCGGUUAAACGUCAUUGGUUGGCCUAGUGCGAAGAUUCGUAUAAUUCGUAUCCGGAUUGGUCGAUAGGUCGCGUGGUAGCAAAACAAGACAUCCAAGGUCAUAACAAUUGGCGACAGGGAUUUUGGCAAAAACAAAAUAAUUGGGAGACGCAAGGUCAUAACAAUUGGCGACGGGGUGGAGAAAAGUUUUGAACCCUCAACUUCAAGGUCAUAACAAUUGGCGACGGGGAUUUUGGCGACAAAGAAAUAAUAAUAAUACAAGUGGUGACUCAGAUUUUGGAAAUAAAUUAGCUGUAUAAUUGCCGGUGAUUUUUGGAGCUAAUAUUAUUGGAAAAAAAAAAAAUGUCGAUUUCUUUCGAACAGUUGCGGUUAAUAUUACAGCACCAGCAGAAGAUGUUUGCCUUGCAACAAGAGCUAUUUAUAACAGUUUUGGGCAGACUUUGCAUUCAAGCAGAAAAUAAGAAAUCUAUAUAUCAUGCAGAUAAUGGUGCAGUAAUGGACAUUUCAGAAGCAUAUCCUGUGCAGGAUUCAAAUCCCUCUAUACCAGAAGGGAAACGUAAUAUUGGUAACGUGUCCAGCUCAGAGCAAGAAAAUAUUGUGUUAAAUGCACAUGAAGUUGUGACAAUACCAGAUGAUCAGAAGCCAGAUCCUGUAGAUGAUGCCCAGAGUCCAGAAUCAAAUGAAACACUACUGGUACUGUCUAGCUGCGAAAAUAAACGUCAGCUCGAACAAAAUUGUGGUCCACGUGCUACUAGUCGAGAAAGCUAUGGUGACUCGUAUUCAGAAAAUAACUGGAGCAACACGAUGAACAAAAUUGUACCAGAUGUUACUCAAAAUCACCGGAAGACAGAAUUUUAUAUUGAGUCAACUUAUCCCAUUUCUAAUGACAGUGUGCCAGAUAUUGAUUCUCAGGAUAAUGCAUAUGAUUUUGAUGAAACUUCUUAUAACAAUGAGGGAAAUAUGUCAGCUGAGUCGAAUGAUGGCCAAAAAUCUAAUUUAAUUCUGUUAGACGUUGACUUUCUUAAUGACUCGUUAUCUGCUAACGAGAUUCAUAAUGAAUUUGAAAAUAAUGAACUCAGAUCAGAGGCCGUUCAUCAUCAUCUAGUCAUUUUUAGUGGCUUCUCCAGUCAAUACGAGAAACAUGGUUUAAAUAAAGUCCUACUAGUUGUAUUUUGGAGCCAUAAGGACCCAACAUUAUUUCGAGGAGGAGGAGAAUGUUGAGGAAUUUAAAGUCACAUAUGAUUCUUUUUUUUAAAUCAGAAUCUAAAGUUGGGUUUUUCAAAAAAAAAAAAAAGGGGAGGUGUUAUGUCCGAGUGGAGAUUAAAUUACAGGUAACUCCCGAGGACUAUUAAUGGACUAAUAUUCUAUAAAUAUUCUUAUUGUAUAAUUAUUCAACAAUUACAUUACAUAUAUUUAUAUUCCUCUUAUUAUAAGCUUUAUUUUGACCUAUAACUUAUUAUUGUACGAUUUACGGUUCUUAAGUUAUGUUCAGCUUAUUAACUACUGCCUCCCACAUCCACAGCCACUUUUUGGGCUUAUUUGUGUACAAAUAUUAUUUCCUAUUUUAUGGUACGUUGAGGUCUGUGUGAUUGAUAUAUAAACGAAGUAUGCCUGAAAUAAACGAUCUGCUCUGAUUCGG